ACACGACUUGGACGGAAGUGGCACAUUUGAAAACUGCCAGUUGAAGUCGAGCCUCUCUCGGUUCUGCUCAGUGAAAGGAAGUUAAUGACAGCGGAAUCACGAUGGAGGAAGAGGAGCUGACGUAUGACAGAAAGCAGCCGCUUGCCAUGCUUUAUGAAAAGCUGAACAAAAUUAAAAAGUACCUGCAUGAAGAUGACACGGACAAUAUCAAUCAGGUCAUCGGCUCCAACUCCCCUGAGUCAUGUCUCUCAUAUUUGAUGGACCUGGAGAAGAAAGGGGACCUUCACUCGAAUGAAAACCAUCUCACUCGACUCGUUGACUUUUAUACCAGAGUAUUUUCCAAUAUGCCGCUGGGGAAACACUGUCAGAAUGAGAGCUAUGCCAGGAUGUUGGUCAGAUUUGCAGAGCUAAAAGCGAUUCAAGAUGUCAGUGAUGCAGAAGCCAACUUCAAUGUAGCAAGAUCUCAAAGUCAGAACUUUGCAUUUGUUCACAUUGCUCAUGCAAACUUUGAGCAUUCUCAAGGCAACACAAAGAGAGGCAUUUACAUACUGCAGAAUGCUAUUGAAGUGGGUGCCAAACCAAAGGAACUGCUGGAGGCUCUCUUGCAAAGUUUGCAGACCGGCAAAACACAAGUGUUGUGUUCGGAGGAGAAGGAAAAUGUACCACGCUCAGAAUUCCAAAAAGUGAGCAGAAUAUCAGACGGGACAGGUGACUUGCAGCUCUCCAGUAUUUUUGGUUCAGGACCUGAGUUUCUUGGAGGAUCAUCAGAUGAACAACUACCAGGCUGGAGAUCUGGGUAUCAGCACAAGAGAGCAGUUGGCAUACCAGGGAGAGUUCCUGUGGUACCAUUCUCUAUCCCAGAAAAUGAUGACUGUGAUGAUGACUAUAUAUGUGGGAAACCCUCAAAGAGAAGUGAUGCAUCAAUCCCCACUAGUUUGUCCAGGCAAACAUCUGGUUCUAAGAUGAGCUCAGUGUUUGGGCUGUCAUCCUCAAAGAGAAAUGCUGUUGAUGGAGAUAUUGUCAAUCAUCAACCACCAGCUGUCAGUCCAGAACAUUGCCCAUGGGAGGCUGUGGACUCUACCACCUCACUCCUUCACCCACACGACACACAGGACACCUCGAGAAUGGAAGAUGUAACUUACAGUUUUGACCAAGUCGUGAAAACAAAUAACCCUGAGUCGUGUUGGACAUAUCUGAUGAAUCUCGAGAAAAGGGGGAACCCACACACAGACAUCAGCCUCCUCAACAAACUCAAGGACUGUUAUUCUAAAGUCUUCUCCAGGCUGCCGAUCAGACAAUACAGCAAAAACGCCUGCUACGCCAGAAUACUGGUCAGAUAUGCAGAACUAAAGGGGAUUGAAGACCCAGAUGAAGCACAGGACCACUUCAUAGUUGCGAGAUCCAACUGCAAAGGCUUUGCCUUUGUCCAUAUAGCACAUGCCCAGUUUGAAGUCUCUCAAGGUAAUGUGAUCAAAGCAUCCUCAAUUCUGCAUAAAGCCCAGGCGUUGAAUGCCAGACCCGCUGAGCUCCUGCAGGUGGCCAUACGUAAACUUAAAGCUGGGGAGAAACAGCUGGUGUCCACCAAGGAGGAGGACCAACUCACAGAUUUGCAAACAGUUGUUCCAGUAAGCAUUUCUACUCAUGGCGGAAACCAGGAGCUUCAUCUUCCUGCUCGGGUCCCUGUGAACCGCUCAGUUGAAUGGGCUAAACCUGCCAGCAAAGAGCCCUUAUCAGAGUGGAAGCUGCCAACUCUCAUCAACCGGCAUGUUUCUCCAGAGGAUAAACGUACAACCCCACCUGACCCGAGACCUGUUCCUCGAGUGCUGGAGUCGUUUCCCACUCCAUCCCUCCAGCUUCCAACUCGACUGAACCCACAGACAGUCUGCCAGACACCGAACAGCUACAGAAACCCCCCUGCUAGCAGCUUUAUCACUCCUGUGGUAAAGAGAGGUCCUGAGGUGUUCUCCUCUGCAGCAGCAGCACACAGAGCUGGACCUGUUCAGCAGCCAUGCACACCUCUAAACCAGACAACCUGUUUCCAAACUCCACAGGCUUCCUUUCCUGCACUGUCAAAUGAAACCAUUACCAUAAAGGACAAACAGUUCUUCAUCCUCAAGAUGAUUGGACGUGGUGGAUCAAGCAAGGUGUACCAGGUCCUCGAUCACAAGAAGCAGCUGUUUGCUGUAAAAUAUGUCGACCUCGAGGAGGCUGAUGCUCAGACUAUAGAGAGUUAUAAGAAUGAGAUUCAACAUCUGAACCACUUGCAGCAGUACAGUGAUCAAAUUAUAAAGCUCUAUGACUAUGAAAUGAGCAACAGCUACAUCUACAUGCUGAUGGAGUGUGGAAACUUGGAUCUGAACACGUGGUUACGAAACCGCAAGACUGUGAAUCCCCUGGAGAGGAAGUUUUAUUGGAAGAAUAUGCUGGAGGCCGUCCAUACUAUCCAUAAACAUGGAAUAGUCCACAGUGACUUGAAACCAGCCAACUUUGUCAUAGUGAAUGCUUCACUGAAGCUGAUUGACUUUGGCAUCGCAAACAGGAUCCAGCCUGAUGUAACGAGCAUCAUGAAGGAUUCACAAGUAGGCACCUUGAACUAUAUGCCUCCUGAAGCCAUUAAAGACACGUCAUCCCAGUCAGGAAAAGCACGCUCAAAGAUCAGCCCCAAAGGUGACGUGUGGUCCCUCGGAUGCAUCCUGUACUGUAUGACUUAUGGGAAGACUCCAUUCCAAAGCAUCACCAAUCAGAUUACCAAGCUGCACGCCAUCAUUGAUCCUUCCCAUAAGAUCGAGUUCCCUGACAUCUCAGAGAAGGAUUUGCUGGAUGUGCUGAAGAGGUGCUUGGUACGAAAUCCGAGAGAACGAAUCUCAAUUGCAGAGCUGUUGGAGCAUCCAUACCUGCAGCUGAAGCCACAAGCAUCAUCCGAAUCAGAAGGUCCCUGUAACAGUGAUCUGAAGAAGAUCCUAACAGACCUUGCAGCCCUCCAGUCUCCAAACAGCAUCAUACGAGCUGCAAACAAUUUGGCCAAGAUGUGCAGCAGUGGCAGAAGGUUGGAUGUUGCAGAGUGUGCAAAGUCAACAACCUAAUCAUCCUGGAAAAUAAGAUGUGGAUAUUAACAUAGACACUUGAAUUAUUUUUUGUUUACCCCGAACUACUGUAUAUACUUUAUUCUUUUGUAGGAUUAGACUAAUCCAUAUUUGUAUGUUUCCAAAAUAUAUAGCUUCAUUUUUAUUUUUUCCAUUUUUAUGUAUGUUCCCUGACAAUAAAUGUCAGCAUGCAGCAGACAGUAGAUAAACAUAUUGUAACCUUCAGAGUUGUUGGUUUAUUUGUCUCAGCUGAUGUAAGGGGUGGGUACUGACAACAUGUCAUGCAAUCAGAAAAUGUGGGACAGACCUGGAUAUGUUCAAUUGAUCAAAAAUAUACCCUGAAUCGAA
Molecule: messenger RNA, 3431 nt
Organism: Paralichthys olivaceus (Japanese flounder)
Lineage: Eukaryota; Metazoa; Chordata; Actinopteri; Pleuronectiformes; Paralichthyidae
Gene: ttk
Product: ttk protein kinase
Biological process (GO): meiotic spindle assembly checkpoint signaling; chromosome segregation; protein localization to kinetochore
Cellular component (GO): nucleus; kinetochore
Molecular function (GO): ATP binding; protein serine/threonine kinase activity; protein binding
Source: RefSeq, a predicted model, not a curated record